Molecule: messenger RNA, 297 nt
Organism: Theileria orientalis strain Shintoku
Lineage: Eukaryota; Apicomplexa; Aconoidasida; Piroplasmida; Theileriidae
Product: dynein light chain 1
Exons: 1
Coding region: 1-297 (98 amino acids)
Biological process (GO): microtubule-based process
Cellular component (GO): dynein complex
Molecular function (GO): dynein intermediate chain binding; dynein light intermediate chain binding
Source: RefSeq, a predicted model, not a curated record
AUGGCAACGCCGAGAACUGACCGGAAGCCGACUGCGCAGGACGCAGUGGUGAAGAACGUGGACAUGGACGAGGAGGCGCAGGCGCACGCGCUGAAGACGGCCGAGGAGGCGCUGAGCAAGUACGAAGUGGAGAAGGACAUAGCGGCGCACAUCAAGAGGGAGUUCGACCGGACGUACGCGCCGACGUGGCACUGCAUCGUCGGAAGGAACUUCGGGUCGUUCGUCACGCACGAAAAGCAGUGCUUCAUCUACUUCUACAUGGGAACGAUGGCAAUAAUGCUCUUUAAAAACGGCUGA